Messenger RNA from Dibothriocephalus latus, 411 nucleotides. The record is from the annotation of a GenBank genome assembly. Lineage: Eukaryota; Metazoa; Platyhelminthes; Cestoda; Diphyllobothriidea; Diphyllobothriidae.
AUGAAGGAGGCGGAAUGUAGUUUGGAAACGGGCAGUGCCAAACCACAGGCCUGGUCUCGACAAAGACGCCUCUUCUUGGCUUCUGAUGAUGCGUUGGCUUUCCGCGAGGCCCAAUCCCAGUACCCCAGGAAUGAAUUUAUUGGCCGACAGAGAAAGGGCAGUCAGGUAGAUGAUCGUAGGUCUACCGAGGGUGUGUUUGCCAUCACUUUGGACCUGCAUCUUUUGUGUUCAGCCGAUUUCCUCAUCGGUACCGGCAGUUCUUACAUUUGCAGGCUGGCCUGUGAGCUGGCCUCGUUAAAGUCUCAAAGUCAGGGUGAUGCGGCUUUUCAAUGGCACACAGUUGAUGCGAUGUAUGAGUGCAGUUUUUCACGGAAACGAUGGUGGCGAGCCAUUGCAGACUUCAAGCAGGAG